Molecule: messenger RNA, 2765 nt
Organism: Orycteropus afer afer
Lineage: Eukaryota; Metazoa; Chordata; Mammalia; Tubulidentata; Orycteropodidae
Source: RefSeq, a predicted model, not a curated record
AUGCGUGGCCUGGGUCGGCUAGGGGCGGUGAGCUCGCGGUUGCCUGGAGACCGGGCGGAAGGGACCCGAAGCUGCGCUGCUGUUGGCUGUGGCCGGAUGGAGAAGCUGGGGGCGGAGUUCGAAGAGGAAGGAAGCCGCGACAAGGAAAUGGACCCGGUCUGGAGCAUGGAGCCGCCGGACGCUGAGGCGGUAGACGGCUCGCAGGGUGCGAUGAAGCCUGAAGAGCCCGAUGGCUUUCCUGGGUGUAAAGGGGCGGGGCGGGCCAGGCGGCGGCUGUUGCGGCGGGACCGCCCCCUCACCGCUCGGCUGCCUAUGUAUUUCCCGCCUCGUUGCCCUUGGGUGUCUGGUGUUUCGCGACUGCGACAUCCGAGAGGGAUGGCUUCGCUUGUUGGGUGUAGACUGGUGCCCGUCAACCUGUUGGUAGAGGCAGUUCUUGAUGAAGCGGGUCAUGGAAGUCCUUCAUCCCGAGUCAUAGUCCAUGUGGAUUUGGAUUGCUUUUAUGCACAAGUGGAAAUGAUCUCAAAUCCAGAACUUAAGGGCAAACCUUUAGGCGUUCAGCAGAAAUAUUUGGUGGUUACCUGCAACUAUGAAGCCAGAAAACUCGGAGUUCAAAAACUUAUGAAUGUCAGAGAUGCAAAAGAAAAGUGUCCACAGCUGGUAUUAGUUAAUGGAGAAGACUUAACCCGUUACAGAGAGAUGUCGUAUAAGGUUACAGAGCUAUUGGAAGAAUUUAGUCCAGUUGUUGAAAGACUUGGAUUUGAUGAAAAUUUUGUGGAUAUAACAGAAAUGGUUGAGAAGAGACUACAGCAGCUUCAAAGUGAUGAACGUUGUGCAGUGACUGUAUCGGGUCAUGUGUACAAGGAUCAGUCUAUAAACCUGUAUGACAUCUUGCAUGUCAGGCUGCUUAUUGGCUCUCAGAUUGCAGCAGAGAUGCGGGAAGCCAUGUGUAAUCAAUUGGGUCUCACUGGCUGUGCUGGAGUGGCUUCUAAUAAACUGUUGGCAAAAUUAGUUUCUGGCACCUUUAAACCAAAUCAGCAAACAGUCUUACUACCUGAAAGUUGUCAAGAUCUCAUUGAUAGUUUGAACCACGUAAAAGAAAUGCCUGGUAUUGGCUAUAAAACUACCAAACGUCUUGAAGCUCUGGGUAUUAGUAGUGUUCAUGAUCUUCAAACCUUUUCAUCCAAAAUACUAGAAAAGGAAUUAGGAAUUUCUGUUGCUCAGCGUAUCCAGAAGCUCAGUUUUGGAGAGGAUGACUCUCCUGUGACACCCUCAGGACCACCUCAGUCCUUUAGUGAAGAAGAUUCAUUUAAAAAGUGUUCAUCAGAAGUUGAAGCUAAAAAAAAGAUUGCAGAACUACUUGCUAGUCUUUUGAACAGAAUAUACCAAGAUGGAAGGAAGCCACAUACAGUAAGAUUAAUAAUCCGUCGGUAUUCAUCUGAGAAGCACUAUAGUCGUGAAAGUCGUCAAUGCCCUAUUCCACCCCAUGUAAUUCAGAAGUUAAGGACAGGGAACUAUGAUGUGAUACCUCCAAUGGUUGAUAUACUUAUGAAACUUUUUCGAAAUAUGGUGAAUGUGAAGAUGCCAUUUCACCUUACCCUUCUAAGUGUGUGUUUCUGCAAUCUUAAAUCAUUGCAAACUGCUAAGAAAGGAACUAUUGACUAUUAUUUAACAUCAACAUUAUCAACAACUUCACACUCUGGCAAACACAGUUUCACAACGAAAGACACUCAUGCAGAAGAUUUUUCAGAAGACAAAGAAAUAAACCAGAAUUUUCCACCAAGUGGAAAAAUCAAAAGUGCAAGAACUGGGGAGUCUCCACUUGAUACUCCAAAUUUUUCUAAAGAAAAAGCUAUUAAUGAACUCCCACUCCAUUCACUUCCUGAGAGGAUCGACCAAGAAGUUUUUAAGCAACUUCCAGUAGAUAUUCAAGAAGAAAUACUUUCUGGAAAAUCUAGAGAAAAUUUUCAAGGGAAAGGAAGUUUGAGUUGUCUGUUACAUGCUUCUAGCAGAUUAUCUUUCUUUUCUAGAAAACAAAUGCAAGAUACUCACUCAGAUCCUAGAGAUCAUUCAUGCAGUAGCAAACAGGUAUCCUCUGUCUCUCCCUGUGAACCAGGAACAUCAGGCUUAAGUUGCAGUAGUUCCUCUUAUCUGUCUAGCCAAAAGAAUCAUGAAGAUGAACAAAUGAGACAAGGACCUAAAGAUUCUCAAGGUUUCCACUUUUCAAAUAUGAACCCUGUUGUAUCUGUUGUCCAUUCAUUUCCAAAUUUGCAAAGUGAGCAACUUUUUUCCAAAGACCAUAUUACAGGUAGCCAUAAGCAGCCUGUAGCAAAAGUCUCUCAAGAAGGAUGUAUCGAAAAUAGGCAGCAAAGUUCUGCUGAGGAGAAAAUUACUUUUCCUUCUGAUGUUGAUCCUGAAGUUUUCUAUGAACUACCAGAAGAAGUACAAAAAGAGCUGUUGGCUGAGUGGAAGGGAACAGGAUUAUAUUUCCAGCUUGCACAUAAAUAGCUAUGUCCAGAAAAAGAAAGAUCUAAAAGGCAAGGGAAGUGCCAUUGUUCUUAGAUUAGCAACUUGUUAUCCUCUUGUAAAUUAAACAUUAAUAGAUACUCGUAAUGUAGAAAUCUAGUGUACAGUGUUUCAGAUAAGGCAAGAAUUGUCACAGGAAGUAAAUUCCUACACAAAGCAUAAAAAUAUUCAUAACAGAUCAUGUAAAAUAUUAAUCUUAUUUCUAAAGCUAUUUUAUACUGUUUUUCAAUAAACAUAUCAUG